Messenger RNA from Pygoscelis adeliae (Adelie penguin), 5035 nucleotides. It is a transcript of the gene NELFA, whose product is annotated as negative elongation factor complex member A. The record is from RefSeq and is a predicted model, not a curated record. The transcript is spliced from 13 exons. Gene Ontology annotation, biological process: negative regulation of transcription elongation by RNA polymerase II. The coding region runs from base 159 to 1922 and encodes 587 amino acids. NCBI's taxonomy places the organism in Eukaryota, Metazoa, Chordata, Aves, Sphenisciformes, Spheniscidae. Gene Ontology annotation, cellular component: NELF complex.
AUUUUUCGCCGCUUGGGCGCCGCCAUUUUAGAUUACGGCAGAAUCUCCGCCUUCCCUAGCGCAACCUCAUAGGGUGCCGCCAUUUUGGCUUACGAACAAGACAGCGACCCGCAGGGGUCCUCACCCCCUCCCUUCCUCCCUUUAGGUGUCUUCAUAAAAUGCCCGUGGAGAAUCCCCUCUUUUUUCGCCCCGCUCCCAAGAUGGCGUCGAUGCGGGAGAGCGACACUGGCCUGUGGCUGCACAACAAACUGGGCUCCACAGACGAGCUGUGGGCGCCGCCGAGCAUUGCCUCGCUGCUCACGGCUUCGGUGAUCGACAACAUCCGCCUCUGUUUCCACGGCCUCUCCUCGGCCGUCAAGCUCAAGCUACUCCUGGGGCCCUUCUUGGACGGGGAUGGGGAGGAAGAAGGUCUCGGCUGGCAGAGCGGUCCGUUGAGGCCCAGCUCGGAGGACUCGGUCCUUGGUGUGAGGAAAAGCGCUCAGAUUCCCCGUGUGCGUGAUCAUGGUUAUGUGGUCAGUUUAACCCAAAGCAAAUCGGUAGUGCUGCUGAAGAUGAUGAAAGGGGCACUGACUGAAAUUAUCCAGCUCGCUACCUUGGAUUCAGACCCCUGGGUCUUAAUGGUAGCUGAUAUUUUAAAAUCCUUUCCAGAUACUGGCUCCCUUAACCUUGAUCUUGAAGAACAGAAUCCCAAUGUUCAAGAUAUUUUAGGAGAGCUUAGAGAAAAAGUAAGUGAAUGUGAAACUUCAGCUAUGUUGCCGUUGGAAUGCCAAUACUUAAACAAAAAUGCCUUGACAACACUAGCUGGGCCACUUACUCCCCCAGUGAAACACUUCCAGCUGAAAAGGAAACCUAAAAGUGCCACUCUCAGAGCUGAACUCUUGCAGAAGUCAACAGAAACCGCACAACAGCUCAAGAAGACUGCAGGAGUGCCUUUCCAUGCCAAAGGCAGGGGACUGGUCAAAAAGAUAGAUACGACAACACCACUCAAAGGAAUACCAAAACAAGCUCCGUUCAGGAGUACUUCAGCACCUAGUGUAUUUAGUCCUUCUGGAAACAGAACUCCUAUUCCUCCUUCAAGAACGCCUUUGCGCAAAGAAAGAGGAGUAAAGCUUCUAGAUAUCUCUGAGCUGGAUAUGGUAGGUGCUGGCCGUGAAGCAAAGAGAAGAAGAAAGACAUUAGAUACAGAAGUUGUGGAAAAGCAAGCCAAAGAAGAAACAGUAGUAGAAAAUGCUACCCCAGAUUAUGCUGCUGGCCUUGUGUCUACACAGAAACUUGGCUCAUUGAACAAUGAGCCUGCACUACCUUCUACAAGUUAUUUACCUGCUACACCCAGUGUGGUGCCGUCUUCCUCGUAUAUCCCAAGUUCUGAAACACAGCCAGCUGGCUCUGCACGAGAGGCCUUGCAGACUAACAGACAGACUGAAGAACCUGCAGCUCCAAAUGCUACCACAACUCUUCCUGCACAAUUCAAACAAAGAACACCCAUGUACAAUAGUAACUCUAAUCCACCUGCAGCUACACCUACCUCACCCCUAACACCUAGCACACCUCCUGCCAUUUCCCCUGCAGCACAAGCACCACAAGUGGCCCCCCAAACUCAGCAACAGCCACCACCGAAAAAAAGCCUCUCUCUCACAAGGGAGCAAAUGUAUGCUGCGCAGGAAAUGUUCAAGACUGCAAACAAAGUUACAAGGCCAGAAAAGGCUCUUAUACUUGGCUUCAUGGCAGGAUCCAGAGAGAAUCCUUGCCAGGAGCAAGGUGACAUCAUCCAAAUUAAACUUAGUGAGCAUACAGAAGAUUUACCAAAGGCAGAUGGCACUGGCAGCACUACUAUGUUGGUUGAUACAGUCUUUGAAAUGAACUAUGCUACUGGUGAAUGGACCAGAUUCAAGAAGUACAAACCUAUAACUAAUGUUUCCUAAGAGAUGCAGCAACAGCAGACUGGACCAAAUCAAGCUGAUGAGUCAACCAGCUCAUAGAGUAUGUCAACUGUACAAAACGGCAUUCAUGUGUACAUUUCUUAGUAUCCUCCAGAGUAAAAGUUGUGGCUCUUCAACCUAACUGGGCUCAGUGAACACAGAAGAAGAUGGUGUGAAACUCGCUUUUUUUUUUUUUUUUUUAAAUCUUGGGAGAGGGAAAGCUCAUCUUAGGGGGGAAAGUUUUGGGGUGGUUUUUAUUCUCCUACAGUUCAAGAUGCCGGAAAAGGAGAUCAUGACUGAAAGAUUACAGAUGGGAGCAGUUAACUUCUAAGUACCGGAAGAGAAGACUACUGCACAGUCAUUCGCGGUUUACGAUUAAACGAGGGCACAGAUCUUUAUUGUAAAAAUAUUUUCUUUGGCUACAUGGGUUCUAUUGUAAGAAUGGACACUUAAAGCACCACCAGUCAGUACUUGAUUAUUUUGUAAUUCAGCUGCAAUAUAACUAAAUAUUGCAGGUGGUAGAUGUCCAGUGUCUAAUGGUACCCACUGUAUGUUUAGCUUAUUUAUGCUUGGGUCGUAGGAUGGGAUUGAGCAGCUUUGUUAACUCGCUAUAUUGUCAAUGUCCAUGCCCAGCAUGAGUUAAUCUGUUUGACAUUAUUUGAGAUCAAGAGAAACCGAGUAUCUUAACUUUCUGAAGAAAAAGCCAUCAAAAUUAAGAAAAAAGAAAAGUAGUGGUGGCUUGUCACUGCCUGGAAGUGAUAGCUCUUUACCAUGUAAGUCUUAGGGUAGAAGCUGAUCUGUGGCUCUCGCAUAGUAAGCCUUUUGAACAGCAUAACUUACCUGGGAGGAAGUGAUACUAUUACAUCUCAAGACCAAUUGCAGCUUAAUUUAAAAGUGGCCCUAGAGAUGGUUGAGUGACACAUACCUGAAUAUAGAUGGCUGGGAAGAUUUGUUGUCUUGAGGUAGUGUUAAUUUAUGUUUGGUUGAGCAGUCAUAAGGCACUGGAUUGCCAAGCCCUGAUCCAAAAAGUUUUGAAUGGCUGUAGCUGUGUUUUUUACCAGUGUAGAUAUAUCAGUAUAAUCACUAAUGUGGCCACAAUUAUACUGGCAUAUAAAUGUGCCUUAUACUUGUCCCCUUCUAGUAGAAGCACAUUUUUAUCUUUAUAACUGUGUUCACACCACUGGUAUAAUCUGGCUUUAAUAGUACAAAUAAAGCUUGCAUUUAUGGAGAGGGCUUAUGUACAUAGUUCAGGAUUCAUCCUUUGGAGACUCGGCUUCAUCAAUUGAAGGAGACAUGGAUUAAACGUCUGGUUUCUGCCAGUACUUGUAUGUGGAGCUGUGCUUGGUUGGGAACAGUGCUUAGAAGGAAGAAAUACGAAGAUGAGUAGCAUAAUGGUGGUUUGGUGCUGAGGAGGUACCUUGGGCUGACUAGAGGUUCAUGUUAAAGUGGAACUCUUGGGACAAAAUUAGGCUUUUUUCUUUUUUUUUUUUCUGAAAAGAAAGCAGACCAAAUCCCAUAAGUACUCUUAUAUACUAACAAAGACGUUUAGAUGAUUGAUUAGUCUUUUUGUACUGGGGAAUUUUUAUUGCAUUUUAUCUUUAGUUUUUCAAACAAAUUAUCCAACAGGACAGGGCAAGUAUAAAUAGUAAGAAAAUCUGUAUCCUACAGUGUUUUAAGAUGUGACCAAAAGUAUAGAUUUCUUAACUUUAUUUAAGCAAAUAUACAGAAUGUUCUAGCUCCUGUAGUGGGCAAGUUAUUUGAUGGUACCUGCUACCAUUACAGAGUGUUGUGCAUGUAUUAGUGUGAAAGUUACUCUCAUAACUGUCACACUGGGGGCUCUCCUCCACGUAAUUACGCCAUUUCAGAAGCAAUGUAGAUUGUGAUUCUGAUUGCGAUUUUUCUUUUAAACAGCUAGCAACCAGCCUGACAAGUGAGGAUGAGUAGUGGGUUUUAGUUUUUAGAAUGAGUUCAGUAGAAAUGCGUUUUCAUGGUUAUAACUUAUUUGAUUAUAGUAUGUUACACAGUAAGGGCUAACAAUAGAAUAUGAAAGUAUUCAUCUUUUAAAAGAAAGGUUUAAAGAAAAGUGACAUUCCUUUUCUUGUCUGCAUUCAGAUUUUUAAAGUUUUCUUGUGAUGACCAGUUUUCUGUAAACAUGUAUGAUACUUCUGUCUUAACUGUUCCUGCUUGCUAGAUAAGCUGCAAGUACCAAAUACAGUUUUUAAGAAAGAACUUUUAGAAAAUUGGCUGACUUGAGGGGCAUGUACUGUCAUUGUAAAUUGUUGAUGCAAGACUGUGCAAUUCAGUAGUGAUCAGGAGCUGCUGUGUGAUGGCUCUUUUGGCUUACUUGAGUUUCAUGGGGCUCCCUCGCUAAACUUUCUUAGUCCGCAGAAGUCUGCAUUUCAGACCUGUGCUGUCAGGAUGGAGACAGCUGUCCCUCUCUUCUUCAAGAAGCCCUUCUAGAAUGCAGUAGUGUGUAGGAAGCUUAACCAUGCUGCUACCUAUUUGUAUUUGCUGCAUAACAAAGUUGGUCUCCAGGCCUGUUUGUCUAAAGUCAGUCAUAUGCAAUAAAUUGAAAUUUUAAAUAGAAGCAUAGUAUGUUUUUAAUUCCGUUAUUAGAAUGAGACAAUUUAACACUGCAAAAAGAAUUUAUUUUUAAAGUGAAUUUAUGACCCUCAGUACCAGAGCAUUACUUCAACUUAAUCUGUGAAUCUAGAAAGUUUUUUAAAUGCCUAAAGAAAGGGAAGUUUUUGCAACGUUGUUAAAAUGAUACGGUAAGAAGUAAAACUACAUGGAGUUGUUUGGUUCAGAGAAUGAAAUCAUUGAACCAGUGGCCUGAAAGUAGGGAUAAUGCCAGACAAUUCAGAAAGGGCAACAUCAACGUUUAAAUUCCAAUAUCAUUGAAUUGUUGCAUACGGAACAAAAUCUGGCCGUGGAACUUAAUAUUUUUUUGUCUUGAAUAUUCAGUCACUUGGAUGUUAGCUGGAUUCCAUUCAGUGAGGCUCAAUGUGUGCUGUUAGAUUAAAAAAAAAAACAUUUGUUGACUCUAGAAUGACUUGCAGAUGUACUGAUAAAUUGACCAGAGUAGUAGUUUAGAGUUUUCUUAAAGCUUUGUUUUU